This is a messenger RNA of Xyrauchen texanus (razorback sucker), 2367 nucleotides long. RefSeq lists its product as uncharacterized. The transcript has 5 exons. Lineage: Eukaryota; Metazoa; Chordata; Actinopteri; Cypriniformes; Catostomidae. The record is from RefSeq and is a predicted model, not a curated record. Bases 61 to 387 code for a protein of 108 amino acids.
CCUCUCUGAACAGUCACUGGGCCGAGUCGUAGAGGAAGACAAACAUACACGCGCUGAAACAUGUGGCCAGAGAUGAGAAACAACAACAGCUCUCUUCAAGAAGAACCGCAGGACCACAACCUCACACAGAUCAUUUCUCCAGUAUCUUCGUGGCUUCCCUCCCACUCUGAUAGAAAUGGCUCAAUAACUACUCAUCCACCCCCACUUGCCGAGACCCCUAUUUACAGAGGGAAUGGAAUCAUACCAGGUGCAAUAGCUGCAGCAGUAUUCAUAGGCUUUCUAUUAGCCCUAUAUGCAGUUCUUUGGAAAUGCAUGGGUACACAACCUAAAAGGAGGAAAAAAAGAACAAGUUUGAAAGUUCGUGAACAGAGGUCUUUUAAGUGUUGACCUCAGGUAAGGAAGUCUUCCUGGCCAGCAGAGUCUUAAACUGAUUUAGGUCAGAAAUUCACCUGCAGUGUAUUAGCACACUUACACACCGUGUUUGAUCUUAUUACGUACACUGGUUUAAGUAACGGACCAUUUCAUGGAUAAUGGACCAGGAUGCCUCUUCUAUAGAGUUCUACAUAAUCAUCAGAAAAUCUAAAAAGUCAUCCAUCAGGUUCUUUGUCUGUCUGCUUAGCUGAUCAGCACAUAUUGUCCAUGUUUUGCAAUGGUCAUGGAUGAAGUGGGAAUAAAGGAAUCUUUGCAAAUAUUCAGUGUAUAUAAAGGAAACAACAAACCAAAAGAUAUGCUCUUGUGGUAUGUAUGGUUAGAUUACUUGCUUAUGGUGUAUUAAGGAUGCAUAAAAAUAGCAAAAAGCUUAAUGUCCACUAGAUGGCAGAGGGAUCUAUAUUCUUUCCUUGGUGAAACAUGAUCGCCCAAGAUGUCCAGUCUAGUCUUUGUAGGCUUAUGUCUUUAUAUUGUUUAAAAUAUGGGGACAUUUAUUUUAUCAUUGUUAGCUAUGCUAAUGAAUGUAUGACCUUUAUCAUAAAUUCUAUGAGACUUGGCCCUUGUUGUUUUCCAAACAUCCCCUUUGACCAUAGUGAACUCUGCACCAGUGAGGUGAGUGAGUUCUUGCGUGCAAUUUCCUAUACUCAGCAGUAUUGACAACAGAGCAGCAGAAGUCUGGGUUAAAGUUUCAAUGUCUUUGUCUACGUGUGAAUGAAUGUGAGAUAGGGUGUUGCAGAUUGCUGGUUUCUAUUGCAGGUGGGGUUUUUUGGCCUACUGUACUUUCUGUGCAACUUUUGAUUUGAAUGUUAAAGGAAUAGUUCACCCAUUCUGUCUUUCAACAUUUACCAAGACUGUAUGACUUUCUUUCUUGUGUAGAACACAAAAGGAGAUGCUGGGCUGAACGUUAGCCACAGUCCCCAUUCACUUUCAUUGUUUGGAAAGAUGCAAUGAAAAUCAAUGGUGACUGAUGCUAACAUUCUGCUUAAGAUCUCCUUUUGUGUUCCACAGAAGCAAGAAUGUCAAGUUUGGAACAACAUGAGGUUGAUGUCAAUAUUUUAGGUGAACUUUCUCUUUAUAUAUUAAAUUCCUUUUUGUCACUGUAUACUUUUUCGUUUUCAUGGCACAAAUGUUUGAUAUGUUAUGAAUUGUAGCAUGCUACUAUCAAUGACGGCAAAUGUGAACGGUGACUUUGUCACAUUGUACAAGCACAACAGUUGUUUUAAUGGUAGAUUUAUCAAUUUUUGUAGCUUUAAAACUUGCUAGAUAAUUUUAUAUUCAUGUGAGGUCAUAAUAAGUGUACUUAAUAGUACUGUUUAUUUCAUCCUCAUAAUUGUCUGCAUAAGAAAUAAAAGAACAUUUCACUUAAAGUGUCCUUUGCCAAUUUGUACAUUGCUUGAAUGUAUUGCAGUUCUGCUGAUAAAUUGUUUACUCCAAUAAAUAUAUAGCUUGCUUUUCACAUAGUAUUAACAUUAUUGCCUUAAAAAUGGGAUUGCUUACACAUGUACAGUAAUUUCAUUGGUAACUUUUUACAGACUGAAGAUGAAUUUCCGCCUUAAUAUACCAGUGUAAAUCUUGCAAAACGUUUUUUUCAAUGUUUCAAUUAUUUAAUGUAUUUUAUUUCACUAUACUUUGUCUUGUAAUACCCUACUAUUUAUUUAGUUAGUUAUUUUUUAAGUUAACUGUUGCAGUGAUGUUUCAAAUACAGCUGCUGAGGGAGUGACAGUAAAUUUGGCAUCUUUUCUCUCUUCUGACACUUCUCGCAAAAGGGCGUAUAUGAACACCCGAAUAUAUGCACCCACUUCUGGAAGUGUGAAAAGGGUCCAUAAACUAUUUGUAAAAGUAGUAACAAACUACAAUACUUCAGGUAAUAGGUGAACCCAGAAGUCUAAUUCUGCAUUGUUUCCCUCUAGAUUUUCCUAUGGGUUUUUAUAAUGGGGU